AUGUAUUCGAACGUCAAAAACUUUUUGCUCAUUAUCAGCAGUAUUUAUUUAGCCAAUUUUAUUCAACUGGCUUUAUCGCAGUGUGGUUGUGCUUUGCCAAUUUCUCCUGCCUCUAAUGUAGUAAAAGUUACAGCACCAGAUGGAAUUAUAAUAAGAUCACUACCAUGUAUUAAUGGUUCAAGAUCAGGCUCAUUGUCAAACGGUGAAACAUUUAGUCCUAACUCGGAUUGUGCGGGAGAAUCGAUAAAUGGAUUUUAUGUUUGGCUCUCUGUUUCUAAUCCUGAUGGUUUUGUUUGGGCUGGAGAAACUGAUUAUCCGACUUAA
Racocetra fulgida is the source of this 324-nucleotide messenger RNA. Lineage: Eukaryota; Fungi; Glomeromycota; Glomeromycetes; Diversisporales; Gigasporaceae. The record is from the annotation of a GenBank genome assembly.